Molecule: messenger RNA, 639 nt
Organism: Lycium barbarum (goji berry)
Lineage: Eukaryota; Viridiplantae; Streptophyta; Magnoliopsida; Solanales; Solanaceae
Exons: 2
Coding region: 1-639 (212 amino acids)
Source: RefSeq, a predicted model, not a curated record
AUGAAGAAGUUGAAAGUUGCUCUAUCUGUAUGGAGUAAAGAGACUUUUGGUGAUAUCUUUAAGCAAUUAACUAUUAGAGAGGAUAUUGUUAAGAUCAAAGAGUUGUUGUUUGAAGAGGAUCCCUCUGAAGUUAAUAGAUUGGUUUUGCAACAAGCUCAAGCUGAAUUCAAAAGAUAUAUGCAUUUUGAAGAAGAGUUUUGGAAACAAAAGGCUGGUGUUGAAUGGAAAUUAGAAGGAGAUAGAAAUACAAGGUUUUUUCACAACUUGGUAAAUGGAAGAAGGAAGAGAAUGCAACUUAAUAGAAUACAGAAUGAUGAAGACUAUAGCAUCUUAGAGCAUGUGCACGAAGCUGUUACUCAGGAUCAAAAUGAUUUAUUAUGCUCUAUGACAUGUUUGGAGGAAGUGCAUAAAGUUGUAUUUGGGUUAGCAGGUGAUAGUGCAUAUGGCCCUGAUGGUUUAUCAGGAAUCUUCUAUCAGAAAUGUUGGGAUAUUGUUGGGGCAGAUGUAUACAAUGUAGUUAAGGCUUUCUUUGAUAUUCAAACUCUUCCAAAAUCUGUCACUCAUACUAAUUUGGUUUUACUACCAAAGAAGGAAAUUAGCAACAAUUUGUUUUUAUCUCAGGCCUAUCCGUUUAAGUAA